Physeter macrocephalus (sperm whale) is the source of this 2009-nucleotide messenger RNA. RefSeq names its product embryonic ectoderm development (gene EED). The transcript is spliced from 12 exons. Gene Ontology annotation, molecular function: protein binding; nucleosome binding. Bases 475 to 1800 code for a protein of 441 amino acids. Gene Ontology annotation, biological process: negative regulation of transcription by RNA polymerase II; heterochromatin formation. Gene Ontology annotation, cellular component: ESC/E(Z) complex. The record is from RefSeq and is a predicted model, not a curated record. NCBI's taxonomy places the organism in Eukaryota, Metazoa, Chordata, Mammalia, Artiodactyla, Physeteridae.
CUUUCGAGUCCUUGCAGCGGGUCGGGGAUCGAAGGAUUGGGCCAAUAGCGGCUGAAACGUCUUUGGAAGGAGGAAGGGGGUGAGGGGGCAUCCCUCUGAGUUCCGCCUCUCCUUUUUCGAGGCGGUCGUGGGGAAGGGGGACGUACGAAAUAUUGCCCUCGAAAGCCAAGGAUCACACCUCUCCGUGCAAACUGCCGGGAGGGCGGCGGGAAAAGGGCAAGACGGGAGUGGGGAAAGGGAAGGAUCCAGGAAGCCGCGCGGGAGGGCGCGCGCGCGCGCCCCUUUUUCAGCAGUGUGGCGGGGUCGCACGCACGCCCGCCUCGGCGGCUGGGCGCGGUUUGCGACAGUGGGGGGAGUGGUGGAGGUGGCGGCGGCAGUGGCAACUUUGCGGCAAGCUCCGGACGGGCUUGCUUGACGGCGGUGUGGCGGAGGCCCCGCCCUAGGCGGCAGGAACCUGGAGGGAGGCGGAGGAAUAUGUCCGAGAGGGAAGUGUCUACAGCGCCGGCGGGAACAGAUAUGCCUGCGGCCAAGAAGCAGAAGCUGAGCAGCGACGAGAACAGCAACCCGGACCUCUCUGGAGACGAGAAUGAUGAUGCUGUCAGUAUAGAAAGUGGUACAAACACUGAACGCCCUGAUACACCUACAAAUACGCCAAACGCUCCUGGAAGGAAAAGUUGGGGAAAGGGAAAAUGGAAGUCAAAGAAAUGCAAAUAUUCUUUCAAAUGUGUAAAUAGUCUCAAGGAAGAUCAUAAUCAGCCAUUGUUUGGAGUUCAGUUUAACUGGCACAGUAAAGAAGGAGAUCCAUUAGUGUUUGCAACUGUAGGAAGCAACAGAGUUACCUUAUAUGAAUGUCACUCACAAGGAGAAAUCCGGUUGUUGCAAUCUUAUGUGGAUGCUGAUGCUGAUGAGAACUUUUACACUUGUGCAUGGACAUAUGAUAGCAAUACAAGCCAUCCUCUGCUGGCUGUAGCUGGAUCUAGAGGCAUAAUUAGGAUAAUUAAUCCCAUAACAAUGCAGUGCAUAAAGCACUAUGUUGGCCAUGGAAAUGCUAUCAAUGAGCUGAAAUUCCAUCCAAGAGAUCCAAAUCUUCUCCUGUCAGUAAGUAAAGAUCAUGCUUUACGAUUAUGGAAUAUCCAAACGGACACUCUGGUGGCAAUAUUUGGAGGUGUAGAAGGGCACAGAGAUGAAGUUCUAAGUGCUGAUUAUGAUCUUUUGGGUGAAAAAAUAAUGUCCUGUGGUAUGGAUCACUCUCUUAAACUUUGGAGGAUCAAUUCAAAGAGAAUGAUGAAUGCAAUUAAGGAAUCUUAUGAUUAUAACCCAAAUAAAACUAACAGGCCAUUUAUUUCUCAGAAAAUUCAUUUUCCUGACUUUUCUACCAGAGACAUACAUAGAAAUUAUGUCGAUUGUGUGCGAUGGUUAGGUGAUUUGAUACUUUCCAAGUCUUGUGAAAAUGCCAUUGUAUGCUGGAAACCUGGCAAAAUGGAAGAUGAUAUAGAUAAAAUUAAACCCAGUGAGUCUAAUGUGACUAUUCUUGGGCGAUUUGAUUACAGCCAGUGUGACAUUUGGUACAUGAGGUUUUCUAUGGAUUUCUGGCAAAAGAUGCUUGCAUUGGGCAAUCAGGUUGGCAAACUUUAUGUUUGGGAUUUAGAAGUAGAAGAUCCUCAUAAAGCCAAAUGCACAACACUGACUCAUCAUAAAUGUGGUGCUGCUAUUCGACAAACCAGUUUUAGCAGGGAUAGCAGCAUUCUUAUAGCUGUUUGUGAUGAUGCCAGUAUUUGGCGCUGGGAUCGACUUCGAUAAAAUACUUCUUCUCAAUCAAAAUUAGAGUGUGUUUUCUGUGUACAGUAGAACUAACGUAUCUUGCUAGUAAGGGCACAUAGAGCAUUUAGAGUUGUCUUUCAGCAUUCAAUCAAGCUGAGCUGAAUGUAGUGAUGUUUACAUUGUUUACACUCUUUGUACUGUCUCCUGCUCAGACUCUACUGCUUUUAAUAAAAAUUUAUUUUUGUAAA